This is a messenger RNA of Chondrus crispus (carragheen), 270 nucleotides long. RefSeq lists its product as hypothetical. The transcript has a single exon. NCBI's taxonomy places the organism in Eukaryota, Rhodophyta, Florideophyceae, Gigartinales, Gigartinaceae. Bases 1 to 270 code for a protein of 89 amino acids. The record is from RefSeq and is a predicted model, not a curated record.
AUGGACGAGUGCCUGGACUCGCUCGACGAUGCGAACGUGUUCACAACUCUAGAUUGUCCCUCGGUUUAUUGGAAAAUACCCGUUGCGGAAGAAGAUCGUCCGAAAACCACGUGUACGUGUCACGCCGGUACUUAUCACUUUAACCGAAUGCCUUUCGGGUUGAUGAACGCUCCCGCCACAUUCGGAUAUUGGACAUUAUCCUCUCCCGCUAACGAUGGAAAAGCUGCCUCAUCUACCUGGAUAACAUUAUCAUAUCUCGAAGGAUUAUGA